CCUGGCAGCCCUCACACACACACGCACGCUCGGCUCAUGUAUGCACCUCGUCUUCCUCAGACGACCAGACCAGCACCAACUCCCUUUCUGCCUUUGCCUUUCACUGCUCACCAUUUCCCGUCGCUCUCUCCUCCCCUCGUCGUUCACCUCAGACUACCUUUGCAGAAAGGAAAGAAAGGCACCACGAACCCAACCCAACACCACCACCAAAAACGCACAAAAGCGAGCGCAAAGAAAGCAGCGAGACAUCAGAUCAGGUCGGCCGAGCCAACGCGCCAAGCGAGAGCUCCUGCCAGUGCCACUGCCCUCGCCCUGCAAAACCUCCGCCCAGGCGCUCGCAAAGUGCGGAGCCGCUCCUCGAUCUCCUCCCCUCACCGUCUUUUUCUCCUCUCCUCUCCUCUCCUCUCCUCUCUCUCCCUCCCAGCCACCUCCCGCGCGCGCGCUUACUCUCUCCAGGGCGUCUACAAACCCAGCUACGUCCCGUCAGCCUACGUAAACUGCGUGGACGCGCGCGCGCCGCCAUGUCGUCGUCGGCGGCUGGCGGGUACGGGGGCGGCGCCGAGCACCAGCAUCAGCACCAGCACCAGCACCAGCACCAGCACCAGCUGCUGCUCGGUCAGGCCGCGGCGGGGCAGCUCUACCACGUGCCGCAGCACAGCCGGCGCGAGAAGCUGCGGUUCCCACCGGACCCGGCGGAAUCCUCGUCGCCCACGCCCGGCUCCUGGCCGCCGCCCUUCUACUCCUACGCGUCCUCCUCCUCCUCCUACUCGCCGCACAGCCCCACGCUGGCGCACGCCCACGCCCAGCUUUUACCGCAAGGCAUGCCAGGAGGAUCCCAGAUCCCGAGCCACAACUUUGGGCUCUCGCUCUCCUCCUCAUCCUCGAACCCUCCGCCCCAGCCGCGGAGGCACCUCGGCGGCGCCGGGGUCGCCACCGGGCCGUACGGGCCCUUCACGGGCUACGCGGCCGUGCUCAACCGCUCUAGGUUCCUGGGCCCCGCGCAGAAGCUGCUCGAGGAGAUCUGCGACGUCGGCGGCCGCCCCGCGCAGCUGGACCGCUGCUCCGACGACGGGUUGCUCGACUUGGACGCCAUGGACGCGGCCGGCGACGUCGGGCAUGAGAUGGACAGCAGCGACCGCGCUGCCGCCGAGGCGGUCACGGUGUCCGGCGCCGAGCAGCAGUGGAGGAAGACUAGGCUCAUCUCGCUCAUGGAAGAAGUUUGCAAGCGCUACAAGCAAUACUACCAGCAGCUUCAAGCGGUGAUCACCUCAUUUGAGACGGUCGCCGGGCUGAGCAACGCCGCUCCCUUCGCUUCCAUCGCUCUCCGGACCAUGUCCAAGCACUUCAAGUAUCUGAAGAGCACGAUACAGAGCCAGCUGCGCAACACAAGCAGCAAGGCCGCCUCUGGGAAAGAUGGCCUUGGCAAGGAAGAGAUGGCGAACUUCGGGCUCAUGGGAGGCGGCGCCGCCCUUCUGAGGGGAACCAACGCCAAUGCGUUCAGCCAGCCGCACAACAUCUGGCGACCACAGAGGGGGCUCCCUGAGCGUGCCGUGUCGGUUCUUCGAGCCUGGCUGUUCGAGCACUUCUUGCACCCGUAUCCAACUGAUAGCGACAAGCAGAUGUUGGCUAAACAGACAGGUUUAACAAGGAACCAGGUCUCAAACUGGUUUAUCAAUGCAAGGGUUCGACUCUGGAAGCCAAUGGUGGAAGAAAUUCACAACCUGGAGAUGCGGCAGGGGCACAAGAACUCCUCCACUGACAAGAGUCAGCUCGGUGUGCGGCAGCAAACCCAGCAUUCCCCAGACAGCAGCGGGAGGCCGCCAUCUGAUCCUUCAAACUCGCAGAAAGGGCAAAGCAGCAGCAUGACACGGAAUCAUAGCGCGCACGCCUCCCGGCACAUCCAGAACGAGCUGUCCCCGAUGACCCAGGACAUGCCGGGACAGGUGAGCUUCGCAUACAACAGCGGCCUGGCUGCUCAUCACCACCACCACCACAACAUUGCAAUGUCACACCCACAGCAGGUUGAAGGGGUUGGCGGGGCUGGAAGUAGCAGCGGUGUCUCCCUCACCCUUGGCCUUCACCAGAACAACAACCGGGCCUACAUCGCCGAGCCCCUUCCAGCUGCGCUCCCGCUCAACCUCGCACACCGUUUCGGGCUGGAGGAUGUCAGCGACGCCUACGCCAUGGCCUCGUUUGGAGGACAGGACCGGCACUUCACCAAGGAGAUCGGUGGCCAUUUGCUCCAUGACUUCGUCGGGUGAGACGGACAGAUGAUUGCUUGAUUGCUGGGCACAUCAGUGUCCAGAAGAAGAAGAUGAUGAUAUGGUCCACAUGUAUUGUACUACUAGAGGUAGGACGAUGAAGAAAAGGGUGCCAUGGUAUAUAUGCCUCUCGUGUACUCCUGGAAUGCUGUCAAUAUUCGACACAACUGGGUGCUAUGGAGAGCAUGCACAGAUGCACCUUUAAAAGACCUGUAGUAGAAGCUCCUUAUUUGUUCUGAUCCUAGAUUAAGCUGGCUUAACCCUGUAAUCCCAUUGACUUUCAUAUGCGCGAGCUCCCCCAUGGCGGCAAAAUAAAGGGUGCUCCAUUUAUUAAUUA
Messenger RNA from Lolium perenne, 2598 nucleotides. RefSeq lists its product as uncharacterized. The record is from RefSeq and is a predicted model, not a curated record. Gene Ontology annotation, biological process: regulation of DNA-templated transcription. Gene Ontology annotation, molecular function: DNA binding. NCBI's taxonomy places the organism in Eukaryota, Viridiplantae, Streptophyta, Magnoliopsida, Poales, Poaceae.